This is a messenger RNA of Rotaria sp. Silwood1, 1041 nucleotides long. NCBI's taxonomy places the organism in Eukaryota, Metazoa, Rotifera, Eurotatoria, Philodinida, Philodinidae. The record is from the annotation of a GenBank genome assembly.
AUGGGAUACGAUGAUUUUCUUUUCGAUAUUGUUUAUACUUAUGUCAAUGGCAGUAAUGAACAGUAUAUUCGAGAGAAAGUCUAUUGGUUUUCCAUUCACCAACCACUUUUAGGCAGUAAUCGUCUCAAAGAACAUCACAGUAUUUCAUCGAGUUUAUCAAAAGACAACAAUGAAUUAUGUUUUUCAUUAAGAAGUAUUGAAAAAUAUAUGCCAUCGUUUCAUGGACACAUUUAUGUUGUAACUGACCAAAUACCUAAUUGGUUGAAUAUUUCAAAAUCACAAUCACAACUUCGCGUGAUCUCAACUAAAGAAAUUAUGGACCAUAUAUACCUUCCAACAUUUAAUUCUCAUGCUAUCGAAGCUAAUAUUCACAAAAUACCACAUUUGAAAGAGUUUUAUCUUUAUUUUAACGAUGAUUAUAUACUUGGACGGCCAGUUUUGAUAGAAGAUUUUUUCAUCAAUGGAAGAUGUCCGGUUAUUUACGGUGACGAUCGUUUCACAUCAAAUACUAAUGUUACAUUAAACAUUCAUAAGAAAGCAAUGCUGAAUACAAAUUUUCUACUCGACAAUCUAUCAUCUAGUACAAAUGCAAAUGAAAGUGAUCGGCACUUUCUUCCGCAUGCUCCACAUCCAAUCAGAAAAUCGAUUGCCGAAGAAGUUUGGUUCUCGAAAUUCACCGAUAUUCAUCGUGAGCAAUCAUCACAUCGAUUUCGCGACAUGAAUGAUGUUCAUCCAACCUAUUUCAUUACUCGGUAUUUAAUUGAACAAUCGAAUGUGUGUGUCGAACAACGUCGAAUGAAAAGUGCUUGUCCCUCUGAUGGAGAUUUUUGUAAUCAAGUACUUACAAAUAAUUUUAAAAAAGUGAAGGAAUUUUUUAAUGAACUUCGUCGGCGAUCACAAAUGCCAAAAUUCUUAAGUAUUAACGAUCGUACAAGUUCAAAUCAUACGAAUCAGGCAUUAAUUCAUGAGAAAUUUCAACGCUUUUUAAAAGAAAUGUUUCCACAAAAAAGUAAAUUCGAAUCGAGAGAUUGUACAAUGUGA